Messenger RNA from Neolamprologus brichardi, 3089 nucleotides. RefSeq names its product cholinergic receptor, nicotinic, beta 2 (gene chrnb2). Lineage: Eukaryota; Metazoa; Chordata; Actinopteri; Cichliformes; Cichlidae. The record is from RefSeq and is a predicted model, not a curated record. Gene Ontology annotation, cellular component: postsynaptic membrane. Gene Ontology annotation, biological process: monoatomic ion transmembrane transport. Gene Ontology annotation, molecular function: transmembrane signaling receptor activity; acetylcholine-gated monoatomic cation-selective channel activity.
GCAACGUUCAGCACGGACAGCCAACACAACUCAACCGAGCGCAGAGCUUACCUGGCUCCGCCGAGAUAUUUAUAUUUUCCCCUGAAAAGGAAGGAGUGUGGACCGCCGGAAAGCCCUGACGUCACCAUGACAGGUAGACAGUAAAGAAAGGUUUGGGUCGUGAGGAGGAGAGGGAGUUAACACUGCGGGCGUGCUUGAGGUGGCCUCUCCAUCCCGGUGAACACCUUUCCGGGCUCGGAGCGCGCUCGGACGCACGUUUGACGAUGGACGGCUGGCCGCCGCUGCUGCUGCUGGCUCUCCUCGCCAUUGCGGGAGGCGGCCUUGGGGCAGACACAGAGGAGCGGUUGGUGGAGCAUCUCCUAAACCCAGCGCAUUAUAACAAACUGAUCCGUCCUGCGACUAACGGCUCUGAGCUGGUUACUGUGCAGCUGAUGGUGUCUUUGGCCCAACUCAUUAGUGUUCAUGAACGAGAGCAGGUGAUGACCACCAAUGUCUGGCUAACACAGGAGUGGCAGGACUAUCGUCUGACUUGGGUCCCCGAGGAGUUUGAUGGAAUGCUGAAGGUCAGGCUGCCCUCCAAACACAUCUGGCUGCCUGACGUGGUGCUUUACAACAAUGCUGAUGGGGUGUACGAGGUGUCGUUCUACUCUAAUGCAGUGGUGUCUUACGAUGGCAGCAUCUUUUGGUUGCCCCCGGCAAUCUAUAAAUCAGCCUGUAAGAUUGAGGUCAAGCACUUUCCCUUUGACCAGCAGAACUGCACGCUGCGCUUCCGCUCCUGGACCUACGACCGCACUGAAAUCGAUCUGGUGCUUCGCGCUGAUGUAGCCAGCAUGGAUGACUUCACCCCCAGUGGAGAGUGGGACAUCAUCGCCCUGCCGGGCAGACGAAAUGAAAACCCAGCUGACCCUACUUACGUGGACAUCACAUAUGACUUCAUCAUUCGCAGGAAGCCUCUUUUUUAUACUAUCAACCUCAUCAUCCCGUGUGUGCUCAUCACCUCGCUGGCGAUCCUGGUCUUCUACCUGCCCUCUGACUGUGGCGAGAAGAUGACACUCUGCAUCUCAGUGCUGCUGGCUCUCACUGUGUUCCUGCUGCUAAUCUCCAAGAUCGUCCCACCAACUUCACUGGAUGUUCCUCUGGUCGGAAAGUAUCUGAUGUUCACCAUGGUUCUGGUCACUUUCUCUAUCGUCACCAGUGUAUGUGUCCUGAAUGUGCACCAUCGUUCUCCCACCACACACACCAUGCCCCCUUGGGUUAAACUAGUGUUCCUCAACAAGCUUCCUGCCCUGCUCUUCAUGCGCCAGCCGAGAAACAGCUGCGAGCGUCAGCGGCUGCGUCAAAGGAGGAGGGCGCAGGAGCAGAGCGAGGGUGGUCGAAGUGGAGAGGCAGGGGCCUUGAUGGUGGGGCUCGGGCUGGGAAAUGCUGGUGGGAAUGGAGGGGGGACCUCCACAGUGUUUGGUAAGGAGGACAGUGACCCUUGUACGUGCUAUGUGAACCGCGCGUCUGUUAAACAAUUUGGAGGGGAUCUGGGAGGUGCAGGAGGGGGAUCCAUCGAUGGUCUAAACAGAGUCAGAGAAGGUCGAGAAGGGGGCUCUGGAAACCUUCCAAGAGGGAAGCAAGCAGCUGCAGGUCCUGCUUUGACCCAGGCCCUGCUGGCUCAAGCCUGUCCAGGCUUUGAGGAAGCUGUGGAAGGAGUACGCUUCAUCGCAAAUCACAUGAAGAGCGAGGAUGAUGACCAGAGUGUGAGCGAGGACUGGAAGUAUGUUGCCAUGGUGAUCGACCGCCUCUUCCUGUGGAUCUUUGUGUUUGUAUGCGUGUUCGGCACGAUGGGCAUGUUCCUGCAGCCGCUCUUCCAGAACUACACAGCCAAGACCAUCAACAUGCCAGGUUGACCAUUUUUCCCCAGCCACAAGCACGCUGACAGACAGCUCCCCGACCAAUCAGCACAGCAGGACAUGGGCCGGAGGCGGGGGGUGGGUCUGGGUUUUAAUGUGUCUAUGGUACAGGAACCGGAACUGGAAUAAACAACAAUCACAUCCAUUACCUUUAUAGUAACAGUUUUUGCAACAAACGAUUUUUCUCCUAUGAAGAUAAAGAAAAACACCAUCUUACUCUUACCUGCAGGUUUUUGGUUGUUGUUUUUUUUGUCCAGAUGCUUAAUGGUGUGACCUCUUUCUGGUGGAAAGGUCUCUCCCUGCUUCCCUCUUCAGCCAGCCAGGGAGUGAGGAUUCUCCGAGUUAUUCCUUGUUGAACCUUACGCCAGCUAGUUAACACUUUCCGCAUUACACUGACUGCUUAACUGACACGUGACAUACCUGCCUUCAGCUACGACAGACAUUACAUAUUCACUAUGUUGAUUGAUGUCAGUAUCAGAGAGGAAAGGGAAGUUUAUAUCAACGUUCUUACCCACCCACCCCCCGAAAAAAAAACAACUAACAAAUCCACUCUGUCAGUAAACUGAUUCAGUAUAUUUUAUCAUAGCAUAGCUGCUUACCACAGUAUAGCAUUGAGUAUAUAUUAUUAAGAUUUCUCUAUGUUUAUUAGAUCAUGCAAGGAUAUGACGCUAAUAGAGAGACUAUGGUGUGUUGUAUGAUUGUAUAGAUAUAACCAGAAUGUGAUAUAAACUGUAAUACACAGCCUGUGAUGCGCACACUAACACAAUAUGUGUAAAAGCAACAGAUUGUGAAGGAAAAAUAUAUAGAAGGCAGUUGUACUUCGAAAAGAGCCAGGUUGCAUUAUUACAUAAAAGUCAAAGGGAUGAAGUAAUAGAUUAUGCAUGGACAGUUUUCUGCUCAGACUGUUGUGCACAGUAAGUAGAGAACAGCCGCAGCCUGCUGUGCCAGAGUGCACAGCUGCACUGAGACGAAUCUAGCUCCUGAGAAAUUGAGGAAGCUGAGCCAAGAGUGUGGAUAUGGGCUCCUAUAUGAUGGGUGGUGGAACAUGGUGGAUUGAUGGGAGGUGUAUCAUGGAUAUUAAGUCAUGUCACAACUGUUCAUUUUCUGUUAUCAGAGCAGGACAAAGCCUCAUUCGCUUGUCAUUUUCUCCUCUCCUCUCCUCUCCUCUCCUCUCCUCUCCUCUCCGCUCCUCUC